Ascoidea rubescens DSM 1968 is the source of this 2823-nucleotide messenger RNA. It is a transcript of the gene MDR1, whose product is annotated as GTPase-activating protein MDR1. The record is from RefSeq and is a predicted model, not a curated record. The annotation marks the transcript as partial. Lineage: Eukaryota; Fungi; Ascomycota; Saccharomycetes; Ascoideales; Ascoideaceae. The transcript is spliced from 4 exons. Gene Ontology annotation, molecular function: calcium ion binding.
AUGGCUUUCUUCCAGACCCUAAAGAACAAAGCCGCCGAAUCGCUCUUCAACAAGAUAUCAAGCUACAAACCUUCGAAGCUAGAGCUAUUCAGAGAUGAAUUCAAAUUACCUUUAGAUGAAUCAAUUGUUGAGGAGUCGAAUGUCGAAAUAUCGUUCGAUUACCAAGAUAACGAUGAUUCGAUAUCUAUUUAUUUUGCAGGCAAAUUGUUUUUAACUCAGCAUUUUUUGGUAUUCAAGGACACUUACGAUGAAAAAGUUUGUUCUUUUGUUCUUCAUCUAAACACUAUCAAAAAAUUUAAAGAGAAACAGUUGAAUCAGUCAUUUUUGUUUGGUUUGACUAUUCAAACCUACUCUAAUUUGACUUUGACCAUUCAAUUUAUUGGAAUUAGAUCUAAUUCAGAGAGAUUUGCUUUUAAUUUUAAAAAAUUGUUGAAAAAAAAUUUAUCAAAUUUGAAAUUAUUAAAACCCUUUUUACUGACUCUCUACUCAGAGUAUUUAUUAGCGAAAAAUCUAAUUGGAACUGAUCCAGAAACCGCGGCCUCAUUGGUUCCUCCACAAGGUGGUUUGGGUCUAAUCUUCAAGUAUCCUGGAAAUCCAAAAGUUCUUAGGGAUAAAUCUAAGAUGAGAUUGUGGUUCAAUUACUUGAAAUCAAAUGGUAAAAACCUAACUCUUACCAAACAAAAUCUAUUCUACCGUUUGAUAAGAAUUGGUUUGCCCAACAGAAUAAGGGGCGAAAUCUGGGAACUAUGUUGUGGUUCAAUGUAUUUAAGAUAUCAAAAUCAAACUCUAUACCAAGACAUUCUCAAUGAAAAUAGUGGCAAAAAUUCUCAAGCAAUAGAAGAAAUCGAAAAGGACUUGAAUAGGUCUUUACCUGAAUAUCCUGCCUAUCAAAACGAAGAAGGUAUUCAUCGAUUAAGAAACGUUUUAACUGCCUAUUCAUGGAAAAAUCCAGAAGUUGGUUAUUGUCAAGCAAUGAAUAUAGUUGUAGCCGCUUUAUUAAUUUAUAUGUCAGAAGAGCAAGCUUUUUGGUGUUUAAGUGUUUUGUGUGACAAAUAUUGUCCGGGCUAUUACUCAAAAACAAUGUACGGAACAUUGUUAGACCAAAAAGUUUUUGAAGCAUUGGUUGAAAAGACAAUGCCCAUAUUAUGGGAACAUAUCAUUAGAAACGAUAUUCAACUAUCAAUUGUAUCUUUACCUUGGUUUUUAUCCUUAUUUCUCUCUUCAAUGCCUUUAGUCUUUGCAUUCAGAAUCAUUGACGUCUUUUUCCUCCAGGGUCCAAAAACAUUAUUCCAAGUAGCUUUAGCCAUUUUAAAAAUCAAUGGAGAAGAAUUACUAAGUACGACCGAUGACGGUACUUUUAUUUCAAUACUCAAAAACUAUUUUAGUAUAUUAGAUCAAUCUGCGCAUCCAAAUGCUAAAAAUGAAAAUUAUAGAAACAUAACAAAAUUUCAGGAAUUAUUAGUCGUUGCCUUUAAAGAAUUUUUUGUUAUAACUGAUGAUAUGAUUAUGGAAUAUCGUUAUAAACAUAAAGAUAAAGUAUUCCAAGAUAUUGAGAGUUUUGUCAAAAGAACUCAAAUUAGAAACUUGCCAAGAACUCCCAAUCUUUCUUCCGAAGAUAUUUCAAAUAUAUAUGAUAGAUAUUAUCAGAUUAUUCAACAAAAUUUGGACAAUCUUAACAAUGGAAUUUAUAAUAGUAACCCCAUCAAGGAUACUAAUUUUGGUUCUUCUUCUUUAAUGGAUUUUAAAAAAUUCCAAUUGUUCAUGUCUCAAACAUGCUAUUGGGUUAAUAUAACUGAUAGUGAACUUAUAAAUAACCUCCAAUUUAUCAAAAAUCAAGAGAGCUUUUUAUCAAGAUUAUUUUUAAAGUUUGCUAAAGAUAGAAACGGAAGCUUAAGUUUAAAUGAAUUAAUAAGGGUGAUUAAUAGAUUGGUUUGUAGAGAUUUAAUGAAAUCUCUUGAAAAUUUUUUCAAACUAUAUGAUACUCAAAAUACUGGUUUUAUUGACAAAGAUGGUAUUUUGCAAAUGUCUGAAGGUUUAUUAUACUUGACUACAAAAUUAUCUGAAGGUUUAUUAUUUGAUAAAAUAACAGAAAAAAAAAUCCAAAAUGCUUAUGACAAAAAAUUUAACUCAUUUCAAGAAGAAAUUGAAAAAAAGAUCAAUGAAAUAUUCUCUAAUACUCAAGCCAAAGUAUUACCAGAGGAAAUUAUUAUUGACAAAAAAAUUUAUCAACAUGAGCAGAUGGAAAGGUAUUUAUUAGCCGCUAGUAAUUUUAUUCAAAGAGCAUUUGAAUAUGCUCAGCCAGUAGAACCUAUUGAAAAAAAUUUGCUUCAAAUCGACGAUCUGAAUAAUGAUUUUGCUUUAACUCUUAAGGCAAAUAAAGCAUUAAACGAUAAACCUUUAAUAAUGGAUUUGGCCACUUUUCGUAUGGUCAUAUUAGCUGAUGAAACAUAUGAACUAUUUUUCACAAAUACCUUACCAGAUUCUAUUCAAGUCAAGGGAUUCCAUAGCUCCAAUGAUAAUAGAGAUAAUAGAAAGUUGAGGGAUAUGCUAGAUAGUUUGUUUGCAGAUGGUAGGAGAAUGGCAAAUGAAGUGCGUAAACGUAUUGACAAUAAUGUUGGAAAUGGAGGUUCUCCAUCUGAUAAUGCCAGUAUUACCAGUGGAAGAAGUUCGAGAAGAGCAACAAUUAACUCUAGCAUCAAUUAUGAAGAAGAAGACGAUGAUUUUGCAAUCAACAACAACGAUGUUCAUGAUCAAGAUUUACUUCUUGGAGCUGAAAUAAAAGUUUUAAAUGAUAUACCAACCAGUAGCUUGACAUCAAACGAA